AUGUAUCUCAAAUACGCCCUCGCACUGGCAUCAGUGCUUCCCCUCACUUUGGCUCAGACAUACUCUGACUGCAACCCUCUGAAAAAGACCUGCAAGCCUAACCCAGGCUUGAACAGCAAGACUUUCUCUUCUGACUUCACCAAGGGUAAAUCUGCCCUGGACGGCUGGCUCACUGCCAGUGGCAAUGUUGAGUUUGGUGAUGAUGGUGCCGAGUUCACCGUUGCGAAGAAGGGAGAUGCGCCCACCAUUGACACUGAUUUCUACUUCCUCUUUGGUAAAGCCGAAGUUGAGCUGAAGGCUGCUCCCGGCACUGGUAUCGUGAGCAGCAUUGUCCUCGAGUCGGACGUUCUUGAUGAGAUUGACUGGGAGGCUCUUGGUGGCGACACCACUCAGAUCCAGACCAACUACUUUGGAAAGGGUGAUACCUCCAGCUACGACCGUGCAACCUACGAAACCGUGGCCACUCCCCAGGAGACCUUCCACACCUACACGAUUGAAUGGUCUCCCAAGUCGGUCUCUUGGGCCAUUGACGGCAACACUGUUCGCACUCUGAACUACGCCGAUGCCAAGGGCGGAAGCCGCUUCCCCCAGACCCCUGCCCGCCUGAGACUCGGCAUCUGGGCCGGUGGUGACUCCGACAACGAGCAGGGUACCAUUGAAUGGGCUGGUGGCCAGACUGACUACAGCGGUGCUCCCUUCACCAUGUAUGUGAAGUCUGUCCACAUCGAGAACACCCACCCCGCUGGCGAGUACACCUACUCGGACACCUCAGGUGACUGGCAGAGCAUCAAGUUCGACGACUCCAAGCCUGAUGACGAUGACACUUCAUCCAAGACGACUUCCUCCACCUCGAGCGAGUCUAGCACUUCGUCCGGCAGCAGUGAGACCAGCAGCAGUGAGACCUCCACCUCUACCUCCAGUGAGACCUCGACGUCGACAACCGACAGCGAGACUGACAAACCAACUUCAACCUCGACAGGCACUACCGACAGCUCUGAAUCUCAGUCCGAGUCUGCCUCUCCCACCUCGACUGGCGGCUCCGGCUCUGAUUCUAGCUCUGAUUCCGGCUCCAGCGACUCCGGCUCCGACUCUUCCAGCCCCUCGGGGUCUCAGGAAGCGAGCUCUACUGAUGACGCGUCUGCACCCGAUUUCACCGGUGCUGCUUCGUCUCUGACUAGCUCCGCCGGCGGAUUGAUAACCGUCUUCAGCAUGAUGGCCGCGAUGCUACAGCUGUAA
This is a messenger RNA of Aspergillus puulaauensis, 1236 nucleotides long. It is a transcript of the gene CRF1, whose product is annotated as glycoside hydrolase family 16 protein. Bases 1 to 1236 code for a protein of 411 amino acids. Gene Ontology annotation, cellular component: fungal-type cell wall. NCBI's taxonomy places the organism in Eukaryota, Fungi, Ascomycota, Eurotiomycetes, Eurotiales, Aspergillaceae. Gene Ontology annotation, molecular function: hydrolase activity, hydrolyzing O-glycosyl compounds; glycosyltransferase activity. The transcript has 3 exons. Gene Ontology annotation, biological process: fungal-type cell wall organization; carbohydrate metabolic process. The record is from RefSeq and is a predicted model, not a curated record.